Molecule: messenger RNA, 1251 nt
Organism: Hydractinia symbiolongicarpus
Lineage: Eukaryota; Metazoa; Cnidaria; Hydrozoa; Anthoathecata; Hydractiniidae
Product: collagen alpha-1(I) chain-like
Exons: 9
Coding region: 241-1182 (313 amino acids)
Source: RefSeq, a predicted model, not a curated record
AUUGAAACAGCAUGUCUCCAUCUCGACGAUCAUUAAUUGCACUUGCAGCACUAUAUAAAUUUUUUUCGAGCGUUGGUUCGAUUGUUCGAAUAAUCAAAAUAUAAUCUCACGCAUCAUUUACGCUUGUACGAGCAACAUCAUACAGAAAGUGAUGUAGAAAACGAAGUAUCUCACUUCAGCAUUAUAAUUUAAAAUGGCGGAUUGAAAAAAAUAUAUUUAUACUUUUUGAAAAGAGAAUUAAUGAUGUGGAUGCGGAUCCAGCUUCCUCUUUUGUUCAUUUUGAUCACGUGUUGCUUGUCUAAACACCACCGCAGCAACAAAUACAGCAAAUUUAACAACGUCAAGACGGUAAAAGUAAAGAAAACAAGAAUAGCUGAAGCACCGAAACACCAUGCGAAAAAGUUCAAUAUUGAAGCUUCUCCACAAAGCAUUCUUGGAGAUUCCAUGCAAAUUAAAAUGAAAGGCGCUGACGGAAUGGAUGGUGCGGACGGACCUGAUGGUCCAACUGGGCCCGCAGGUCCAUCUGGUCCACCUGGUAUUCCAGGUCCAAAGGGAGAUCCAGGAAUUUGUCAACCCAGUGAAUGCGACUAUUUGAACAUCAUGCCUAUGGUAGCUCGCGUAACUUCACUAGAAAGGUACGCCACUGAGGGCGGGCCAGGAAUGAGUGGUGGUGUUGACAGUUCCGAAGCUGGAGGAGGUGGCGAAGGUCGUGCUGAAUCUAAUGGUUUAGGAGGUGGCGCAGGUUUUGGUGGUGGAGGCGGUGUUGGUUCGCCUGGCGGUGGUGGUGGAGGAGGAGGCGGUGGUGGUGGAGCAGACAGCGCUACUAGUACUACAUUUGACAAACCGGCACCACCUCCAGGACCUCCUCCUCCUCCACCUCCACCUCCUCCCCCACCACCCCCGCCACCAGGUACUGCUGGAGGCGGUGGAGGUGGAGGCGGCAGUGGAACAGGUGGCGGUGGAGGUGGGGGAUCUGGCGGUGGAGGUGGUGUUUCUACAGAUCCAAAAACAGGUUCAAAAAAAGAAUUUAAUAGCCGGAAACCAACCAGGGAUGAGGAUUCACCUCGAGGUAACGAAGCAAACAGCAUCAAACGAGAUGAAAUAAAUGAUCAAACCAAUAGAGAAUACUGGCAGAAGUUUGAAAUGAAAAUAAAAAAUGGCAUCCCAAUUGACGAAAGUUGAGCUCUUGUACUAAAAAUUACUUUGUAUAUAAUAUAUAUUUUUACAGAAAAAUAUGCAAUAUGUGUUUUA